AAGCACGAUGUCGUUCCUUCACCUCAAAACGGCAAUCCUGACUCUUCUGUGCUGUAUUCUCGUUGUUAUCUUUAUUGAGUUUCGACUCAUCAUAAAGCCAGCUGGAGCCCCCUGGCCUACUCGAAAACGAGGCGUCCUUGGUUACACUGGACAAGAUGAAAUGGCGCCAAAGUCUUCCCUCAGUGCACAUGCCAGCGCCGAACUGGUGUCUCGAGCACGGUUAAAGAAACUGAGCACGAUGUGUUGGAAAUACAGAUCCAUUAUGCAGCAAAAAAAUUGGAACAUGAUACUAGACGGCAAAUUACAUGUCGGUUUUUGUCCUAUUCAGAAGGUGGGAUCUACUUUCUGGCGGCGGGUGCUAGAAUAUUGUGGUGGCCGGCGGAGGUACACCUCAGUGUUUGAGGUAAAGUGGCAAGACAUGAAGACACCCCAUGUACAGAAAUACAGAGAUAGAGGUCCAUCCCUUCUCGAAAGUUCUAUUAAAUUUAUGUUCGUAAGAAAUCCAUAUCAGCGACUGUUUUCCGGUUGGGUGGACAAGCUUCUAUCACCUAAUCCCAUUUUCUGGGAAAAGGUUGGAGUGAGGGUAAACGAGUUUUUGAAUCAAAAGUCUACAUUUGAUUGCGGUCACGAUGUAACCUUUGCAGAAUUUGUUAAGUAUUUCAUUCACACCCAACAGACAAAAUCAGGAAGGGACCCGCACUUCAUACCUAUGUAUGAACACUGCAGUCCGUGUCAUCACAAGUUUGAUUUCAUUGGCACGAUGGAAACAUUCAACAAAGACGCCGCAUAUUUGAUGGAAAUAAUCUCGAAUCGUUCCCAUGUCAAUAUUUCCAUUGAAGACAUGAAAGGUGCUGGUUACGACAGCUUGAACGAUCAUACAAUGCGCCUUUAUCGUUUUAAACCGGACACAUUAAAAUGUGUCAGUUUUCACAAUGCUAUGCAAAGAUCAUGGCGGAACCUUCAGAUACGCGGUUAUCUUGGAAAAAAUGUGAGUUUACCGUUCACGCGAGUGGAAGCAGGCUCAGUAAAAAGGAACACAUUUUUGUCCGCCCUCGUAACUGCGUACGAAUCUUCCGGUUCCAAGUCGUACCGCAGAGCAAACAGACGCGAGGCAAUGAUGGAAGCAUACGGAACCGUGUGUACGGACGACCUGGAAAGACUUCGCCAGAUAUUUAAACUUGACUGGAUUUUGUUCGGGUACAAUGACAGACCUAUUGAAAUAUUUGAGUUGUCGCGUCAUUACAACAAAUCAUUCAGUUUCUUUGACGUUGAGGAAUAAGAAGUAUGCCAAUGCUUUCAAAUGCUUUCUCAGAAUUAUAAAAUGAAGAUAACUCUCAAAUAUCUUCCAGAUUAUUUUCAUUCAUGAAUUAGCGUUUUGGCGAUUAUGCAUUUUAGUUUGAGUCAGAAUUUUAACAACAAUGCCUUGACGUCAAAGUUAAACAAAGCAUUACUGCAUAGGAUUUAGAAAAUCAACAAUAAAAUGGAUCCUCUCAUAGGUAAGCAUUAACACACUCGGAGCUUAUUUGCAGGAGUUAUCUCGCUUGUUACCUGUGUGUUAUGAAAGCCCAUGGGCGGUAAUGAUUUAUAUACCCUUCGAAACGUUCACCGUCAAAUACACUUUUGUUUGUUUGGGGUUAAAUAUCUUUGCAAAAACCAGGGUAAUAUGGAGACGGGUAAAAUGCACUAGCCUAUUAGACAGAUCCUGUACAAAUAAUGGGCUGGCGGUGUGAAAGAAAAACGAGAAAUUUCAACAGUGCUAGUACGUACGGUGUCCUUCAGAUAAGGAACUAUAAGGACAUAUCAAGGGUGUAACGCGAGAUUUUUACACUCCAGAAAAUCGUUCCUGGAACGGCACCAGAGAAGAUUGAUCUCAAGGCAUUUAUUUGUCAUAAUAAAAAUUAUACUCUGUACAAAAUGAUCACAAAGUAUGUCCCAUGCCUUAAAUCUAAUCGUUUAGAGAAAAUGCAAUAGUGAUAACAACAUAACGAAUAAAUCAAUUCAUGAAAAAACCCUGAGAUCUCGUGAGAGUUAGGUCGAAUUCACAACCUAGUGAGUUACGUUAGUGCUGGUUCUAGUCCGAGUGAAUAAGAUAGCAUUAGUGAAGAGGAAAUACAUUUAGAUUUUGAAAUAGAAGUAAAAAUAAUGUUAAACUCAGGAAUAUCCAUAAUAUGAAUAGUGAGGUUUUCGUCAAACGAAUGUUACGUACCAGUUCUAUUGUUUUGAUAGGAAACCGUUUGAACGAUGUUCAUUAUUCCAUCAGCACUUGUAUCCUACUAAAACAAUGAAUUCUGAGUAUUAACAAUCGAUCAACACUAAUUGCGCUUUAGAAUGAAGAAUUAUUCGCGACAUCACACCAGAAAAACCAGCGUUUUAGCGAAGUGUUUCGUAGCAGACACGAGGGGUAACCAUUUCUAUGACAAAUGUCCUCAAGAUAUUUACAUUUCAUAUUUCAUUCUAAGUGGCCGUUAUGAUUAACACGUUAACCCAGAGUACAGUUGAUAUUUUAUACAAAAGUGUAUUAUCACAUUAAAUAUUUAAUAGAUGAUAUAUUACGUAAAUCAUGUACUCAUGAAAUUGUUGACCUUUAGGUGCGCAGUUAAAAUUGUAUUUUCUCGUAUUUGGACACAUUAAUGCCAUUAAUAUAUAUCUAUAAUCUGGAUGUUUGUGCUAUACAUGAAUCUACCAACUGAAAACAACUGCCAUUA
Messenger RNA from Mizuhopecten yessoensis (Yesso scallop), 2705 nucleotides. Its product is annotated as carbohydrate sulfotransferase 11-like. The transcript has 3 exons. Gene Ontology annotation, molecular function: sulfotransferase activity. Gene Ontology annotation, cellular component: membrane. Gene Ontology annotation, biological process: carbohydrate biosynthetic process. The record is from RefSeq and is a predicted model, not a curated record. NCBI's taxonomy places the organism in Eukaryota, Metazoa, Mollusca, Bivalvia, Pectinida, Pectinidae. Bases 8 to 1279 code for a protein of 423 amino acids.